CUCGGCUCUAUGGUUUAUUUACCUCUACUGGAUCUACAACUAGUGUCAGUGCUGGUGACAGAUGGUUUUCUCCGCAUGGUCUGAUGCUAUCGUGUUUAUUAUACUCUACUCUACUCUACUCUACUAUACUAUACUAUACUAUAUAGCCUUGACGUUUCGACACACCUGGUUGACUGAUUUGAUUAAAUGGAUGGAUAUGUGGGUUGUGGAUGUAUUGCGAUUCCAUACGUGAAUGAGUGAACGAGUGAGUCGUUGCUCUAUCUAUCAGAUCAGAUCAUGAAACUGUCCGAGUAUGAUAUGGUGGGUGUGAUAUGGAUGGUCUUUCCUAUGGGAUCGGUGGAUUUGAGGUUUUUGAGUGUCGCUUUGCUUCGGGUUGGUUGAGAUUGGUGAUUGAGGAUUGGCUGAGGAUUGAUGAGCUUUUGAUCCUCUCCUUGUCGGACACGCUGCCUUUUUUCUCUGUUCCUUGGGAAUGAUUCUGGUGGACUAUUGAAGUUGAAUGGGGAUACGAUACUACUAACCUAGGUAGGGACUACCGCAGCAUUGCUGAACUGCUAUGAGGGGUAUCUGACUGGGAUAGUCAGGGACUUGGGUUUGGUUUUACUACUGACGUGUGACGAAUUUGGGGAUGGGUGAUGAUGGAUGAUGGAUGAUGGAUGAUGGACGAGGCCCAUUCACAUCAAAAAUGACAUGAUACCUCGAUUCAUCAUCAUCAUCACC
This is a messenger RNA of Aspergillus candidus, 717 nucleotides long. RefSeq lists its product as uncharacterized. Lineage: Eukaryota; Fungi; Ascomycota; Eurotiomycetes; Eurotiales; Aspergillaceae. The coding region runs from base 62 to 232 and encodes 56 amino acids. The record is from RefSeq and is a predicted model, not a curated record. The transcript has a single exon.